AUGUUGUCCACGGUGUCCAGUGUCCCGCUCGAAUUGAAUUCUUCGUACUAUGCAACUGUUAUUGGCAACAACGGUCUCGACGGUUUAUCGGUGAUCGAGUCUGAAAAUACGACCUCGGAUAUUUAUAUGUUGCCGCCGUACAUUCGCACCACGUCCAUGGUUGUGUGCAUCAUAGUAAUGGUACUCGGCAUCAUCGGAAACCUUAUGGUGCCAUUGGUCGUGUUUCGUGGCAAGGAUAUGCGAAACAGCACCAAUAUCUUUCUGGUGAACCUGAGUGUGGCCGAUCUCUGCGUUCUCUUGAUCUGCACACCCACAGUCCUCGUGGAAGUGAACUCUGGACCGCAAGUGUGGCCGCUGGGCAAGUACAUGUGUAAAACAAUUCCAUUCGUCGAGUUGACAGUGGCGCACGCAUCGGUCCUUACGAUACUAGCGAUCAGUUUCGAACGGUAUUACGCAAUCUGCGAGCCCCUACGAGUUGGGUACAUGUGCACGAAGGCGAGGGCGACGUUUCUUUGCCUGGUGGCAUGGGUGUUGGCAGCGCUAUGCACAAGCCCCAUACUACCGAUGGUCGAGUACAAGGAAGAGAACAACACGGAUGGUACGUACAUUCCGACCUGUAACACGAAAGUGAAGACAUACUGGGAGAUGGGUUUCAUUCUGUUCACGAUAAUUGUGUUCUUCGUGAUACCACUGCUGAUCCUGGUGGUUCUGUACACGGUGAUAGCACGACAUCUGAUGACGAAUCCAACGAUCAGCCGUGGCUCAUCGAAUAACUUGCUCAAGUAUCGCAAGCAGGUGAUGCUGAUGCUGGGAACAGUGGUUCUCUGCUUCUUUCUCUGUCUACUUCCGUUCAAGGCGCUCACACUGUGGAUACUGGUGGUACCUCCCAAAGGGAUUAUCGAUCUUGGAAUAGAGAGCUACUUCACUCUACUCUACUUCUGCCGCGUGAUGCUGUAUCUGAACUCCGCCAUUAACCCCAUUCUCUACAAUCUGAUAUCCACGAAGUUCAGGGAAGGUUUCCUCAGGCUGUGUGGUCUGGGUCCGAACAGGAGGAAAAAGAAGAAAACAUCAGAGAAGACCGGUACUUAUAACACUGGCUCGACAAACUGUAGCAGCAAUCACUCAGAUUUUUGGAGACGACACAGUAGCAACAAAAGCAGCAGCGUAAAGGUGCCGUGCAACAACGCAACCGUAGAGAAACAGAUGAAAAUGCCCCUUCAGACGACGGUUGUUAGUGGAAGUAUCGUUAGGAAGAAACAGGAGAGUUACGUCUGA
Molecule: messenger RNA, 1275 nt
Organism: Habropoda laboriosa
Lineage: Eukaryota; Metazoa; Arthropoda; Insecta; Hymenoptera; Apidae
Gene: ETHR
Product: growth hormone secretagogue receptor type 1
Exons: 6
Coding region: 1-1275 (424 amino acids)
Biological process (GO): G protein-coupled receptor signaling pathway
Cellular component (GO): plasma membrane
Molecular function (GO): G protein-coupled receptor activity
Source: RefSeq, a predicted model, not a curated record